AUGUCUCCAAGCGGGCUCCGCGCCGACAUCUUCGCUGUCGACGGGCGGGACGACCCGUCCCCCCCGUUGGUGAUAUCCGUUCUCGCUUCCCUGCUGGAGAGGGCCAUCGUCAGGGGCGAAAGGAGAGGGAGCCGCGAGGGGGAGGUAGAGAUGAGCACCCAAAAGGCUUCGAGGAUCAGCGCCUUCGACUGCGAUCUGGUUCUGGACAUGAGCAUCCAGUCCUUCCUCGAGAGGAUCUUCCGCUACACCGGCGCCGCCCCGUCGGUCUAUGUCGUCGCCUACGUGUACAUCGAUCGGCUGUGCCAGCGGAGCCCUGGACUCCGCGUCUCACGGCGGAACGCCCACCGGCUCCUCGUCGCCGGCAUCAUGGUGGCUUCCAAGUUCGUUGAGGACAGGUAGAAAUCCCGCCGCCAGCCUUCCUGCCCGUCAAUCGUCGGCAGAGUUUUGACCACUCGUCGCCGGUGAACGCAGGAACUACGGGAACAGCUACUUCGCGAGGGUGGGGGGACUGCCCCUCAGUGAACUGAACAGAUUGGAGGUGAACCUGCUCUUCUUAAUGGGCUUCAGGCUUCACGUCAGCCUGAGCGUCUUCGAGAGCUACUGCCGGCAUCUGGAGAGGGAGGUCAGCCUCGGCGGAGGGUAUCAGAUCGAGAGGACCCUGCGGUUCGUGUGCGGCGGUGAGGCGACGGCUAGGGAGAGGGGACGAACAGAGGUCGACCAGGCAGCCGGCGUGCUCUGA
Molecule: messenger RNA, 739 nt
Organism: Spirodela intermedia
Lineage: Eukaryota; Viridiplantae; Streptophyta; Magnoliopsida; Alismatales; Araceae
Source: the annotation of a GenBank genome assembly